Pecten maximus is the source of this 2831-nucleotide messenger RNA. RefSeq names its product glutathione hydrolase 1 proenzyme-like. The record is from RefSeq and is a predicted model, not a curated record. The transcript is spliced from 12 exons. NCBI's taxonomy places the organism in Eukaryota, Metazoa, Mollusca, Bivalvia, Pectinida, Pectinidae. Gene Ontology annotation, molecular function: glutathione gamma-glutamate hydrolase. Gene Ontology annotation, biological process: glutathione catabolic process. Gene Ontology annotation, cellular component: plasma membrane. The coding region runs from base 997 to 2679 and encodes 560 amino acids.
GAUUUUACUUCCAGGAAGAUGUCAAUGUGGACAGUAAGUUUUAGACUGAUCAGCUUUCAUCAAAAUAAAGAAUACGGAAGUUGGCAUCGAAAUUACCUGACUACUGGAGAAGUCGUUUAUUGGAAAACGUGUCGUAAACAUCUGAAUACAAAACCAACCAUGCCGACUUGAUGUUUACUAAAUAUUCUUAAUAUAUAUAUACUAACAACUGUAACCAUUGUGCAAAGUUCAUGUCCUGAAGAUGAUAAUUUGGGCAGAAACACAAAUAGAUACAUCUGAUAUUUGUUUUUAUUAUUUUAGUUGUGUAUAUUAUGAGUUAUAUUGUACAGAAUGUAAAAACUAUCAAUUAGUUAUCCGGACCCAGCGUAUAGCUCCGCCCAACGUCGACACCUGAAACUAAUGUCUAGUGUGAUAUAUAGUAUUACAAUGCCUUUUCUGGACCAUGGGUAUGUUUGUGAACAUUACGUAUCCGGGAUAUCAAUUCGCAAAUUGAACUUUUGCAUUUACACAUAACAGUUAUCUACUUAUAUCUGGCAUUUGGAAUUCCUUCCUUUGUAUUUAAUACUGGGCAGACGACCUGUAUAUGAAUUUAUGACGAAUAGGACAUUGUCUGUAAUUUCAUCGGUUGAACUAAAUUCGGUUAUUCGUAGAAUUAGUUUGCUAGUUCCUGGUUUUAACGCAUAAAUUACUGCCACUGCUAGGCUUUAUUUCGCCUGCUAUAGUCUUGAUGUUCUUUCAGCUGUAGUUAUUUACUGGUUACCGCCUACAUGGCUCCUCCUACUACUAGGUGUCAUCUCAACUAAUAUAUAUAGUCAUUGUGCUGUCGGCGCAUUAUAUUCUUUAAAAGGAAACGUUCUGUGAAGAAUUAUACAUUAUGCAGAGUGUCUAAACAGUAAAAGCCGUAUCGUCAAACAAAGCUACAUUCUGAGAGUCCGUAUCAAACAGUUCUGAGCCUUGUCUGGUGUAAACGUCAUACAAACCCUGAUCACUAAAUCAAUGACAAGUGACGGUAACACAGGAAUGAGAGGUGGUAACGAUUGCCCGAUCAUUCGCUACCUAUGCAGUGUCACCAGACUUCUCUGUAUAGCGAUCGGAGUGGUCGGACUGGGUAUUUAUUUAUAUCAUGCUCAAGCAGAUUCGGAGACUUUAUCAAUGCCUAUGUCACCAAAUAUAUUUUUGUCGCCAUCAAAAGAGGGAUACUACCGAUAUGGAGCUGUGGCGUCUGAUGCUGGUAUUUGUUCCACUAUUGGCACAGGCAUCAUGGCCCGCCUGGGUGGUUCCGCUGUAGAUGCCACAAUUGCCGCACUUCUUUGUCAGUGUGUACAGAAUAUGCACAGUUGUGGUAUAGGUGGAGGCCACUUUAUGACCAUAUAUAAUAGAGAAAAGAAGACAGGAUAUAUAAUAGUCGCCCGCGAGAUGGCGCCCAGAGCGGCUAGUGAAGACAUGUACAUUGGCAACCAAUCAUCCGAGGAAGGUGGUAUAGCUGUUGGGAUACCAGGCGAAAUCAAGGGACUAUAUACUGCGUGGAAGCUUGGCGGUAAACUGCCAUGGAAAACGUUAUUUCAGCCGACAAUACGUCUGCUUCGAGACGGAAUGCCUGUAAACAGUGCUCUUGCUGCCUCCAUCGAAUCGAAUGCACAUUACUAUCCCAAACACGACAAUCUCAGGAGGUUGGUAACCGACCCACACACCGGGUUAUUAUAUAAAGAAGGAGAAACAAUCAAGUGGCCUAAACUUGCAGCAACAUUUACUACAAUAGCUAACGAAGGGCCAGACGCUUUCUAUAACGGCAGUCUGAGUCGGAACAUCGUACAGGAUAUACAGGACGCAGGAGGCAUAAUAACCGAACAGGACCUACUCGACUACACAGCUCCGGUCAAAGAUCCCCUUGUGAUCCGCCUUAUUGACAAUUCAUCCGUCUUCUCUCCACCGCCACCCUCCAGUGGGGCUGUGUACGAUAUGAUCCUGAACAUCGUUGAUGAAUUCGGGAUGAGCAUCCACAGCGUAUCCACACCACAGAAGAAAGUACUCGCCUGGCAUAGGAUCAUAGAGGCAUUCAAGUUUGCCUUCGCCAAGAGGUCAGACUUAGGCGACGGAGACGGUGAAGAUGAUGCCUUCCGGUCGCACCUAGCAGAGCUGGUGAGGAACAUGACGUCAGAAAGCUUCGCGGCAUACGUACGAUCUCGGAUCGACGACGAUCGAACUCACGACACUAUGUACUACGGUCCUACCUUUUAUGACGUCACAAAGACUAGCACUGCCCAUCUGUCAGUACUGGCCCCCAACGGGGACGCUGUAUCCGUUACGAGUACCAUUAACCUGCAGUUUGGUUCUAAAGUUGUGGGAACAAGGACAGGGAUUUUGUUUAAUAACCAAAUGGACGACUUUUCUACUCCGAACACGACAAACCAUUUUGGCGUUCCUGCUUCAGCAGCCAACUUCAUCAAGCCGUUAAAACGUCCUCUGUCCUCAAUGUGUCCCAGCAUCAUCACAGAUAGUAAUGGCAUUGUCCGACUGGUUGUUGGUGCGUCAGGAGGAACUAAGAUUACUACGGCCACGGCUAUGGUAACGAUAGAAACCCUAUGGUUUGGUAUGAAUGUCAAGCAGGCCAUUGACCAUCGUCGGAUCCAUCACCAACUGCUGCCGAAGGAAAUUGCGGUUGAAAAUGGAUUUCCCUGAGGAAAUACUGGCAGGACUUCGAAGUAAGGGACACAACAUUACAGUCACCAAUAGUGCUGGAUCAGUGGUACAGGGAAUUCUUCAGCGUGGGGAAGGCAAUAUUACAGCCAACUGUGACUUUAGAAAGGGUGGAUAUCCGGACGGCUACUAAC